Molecule: messenger RNA, 1509 nt
Organism: Morchella sextelata
Lineage: Eukaryota; Fungi; Ascomycota; Pezizomycetes; Pezizales; Morchellaceae
Exons: 2
Coding region: 1-1509 (502 amino acids)
Biological process (GO): hydrogen peroxide catabolic process; response to hydrogen peroxide
Cellular component (GO): mitochondrion; peroxisome; cytoplasm
Molecular function (GO): catalase activity; heme binding
Source: RefSeq, a predicted model, not a curated record
AUGGGCCACUACAAGGACGAGGAUUUCAAAGAUUGUCCAGUCUACACAACCAGCAAUGGAUGCCCUGUCAUGAACCCGCAGGCGUCACAACGUGUUGGCGAGAACGGACCUCUAUUGCUUCAGGACUUCCACUUGAUCGAUCUAUUAGCCCACUUUGAUCGUGAACGAAUUCCAGAAAGAGUCGUCCACGCCAAAGGAGCCGGCGCCUAUGGCGAGUUCGAAGUGACAGAUGAUAUCACGGACCUUACUUCAGCAGAUAUGUUCAACAAAGUCGGCAAGAAGACCAAAGCUCUUGCUCGCUUCUCCACCGUCGGUGGCGAGAAGGGUUCUGCGGACUCUGCGCGUGAUCCUCGUGGCUUCUCUGUAAAGUUCUAUACGGAAGAGGGAAAUUACGACUGGGUGUUUAACAACACGCCAAUCUUCUUCCUACGGGACCCUGCGAAGUUCCCUGUCUUCAUUCAUACACAGAAGCGGCACCCACAGACCAAUCUGAAGGAUGCGAGUAUGUUCUGGGAUUAUCUCUCAAACAACCAGGAGUCGAUCCAUCAGGUUAUGCACUUGUUCUCGGACCGUGGAACGCCGUACUCUUACAGACAUAUGAACGGAUACUCGGGGCAUACCUACAAGUUCACGAAGCCGGACGGGACUUACCACUACGUCCAGAUCCAUCUCAAGAGCGACCAGGGGAAUAAGACCUUUACAAACGACCAGGCGAACGAGAUGGCUUCUGCCAACCCUGAUCACCACACGCAGGACCUUUUCGAGGCAAUUGCAAACGGCGACUUCCCAUCAUGGACCGUCUACGUCCAAGUCAUGACCCCCGAGCAGGCCGAGAAGUUCAAGUACAGCAUCUUUGAUCUGACCAAGACCUGGUCACAACGCGAGUACCCACUCCGCCGCUUCGGAAAGUUCACCCUGAACCGCAAUCCUGAGAACUACUUCGCCGAGAUUGAGCAAGCUGCCUUCUCACCCUCCCACCUGGUGCCCGGCGUCGAGCCAUCCGCAGACCCUGUGCUCCAGUCCCGCCUAUUCUCAUACCCCGACACCCACCGCCACCGUCUCGGGGUCAACUACCAGCAGAUCCCCGCCAACCGCCCGCUGCACGCCUUCAACCCGUUCCAGCGUGAUGGCCUAAUGGCAAUUGAGAACUACGGCGCGAACCCGAACUACCAGUCAUCAUUCCGGCCAAUCACCUACGCAAAGGUAGUCCCCCAUGAGGCGCACGAGAAGUGGGUAGGCACUGCGACAAACUUUGCCUUCCGUGUCAACGACGGUGAUUAUGAGCAGGCGAACGACCUGUGGAACGUCCUUGGCCGUACAGAGGGGGCGCAGAAAAACUUCGUCCACAACGUGUCCGUGCAUCUGUGUGCGGCACGGAAGGAGGUUAGGGAGAAGACGUAUGGCAUGUUCGAUAAGGUGAACAAGGACCUAGGCGAGAAAAUUAGAACAGCGACGGAGAUGAAUGUGCCGGAUGCUGGCAAGGUCGAGAGUGUGAGUGCGAGGUUGUAG